Messenger RNA from Echinostoma caproni, 2328 nucleotides. Lineage: Eukaryota; Metazoa; Platyhelminthes; Trematoda; Plagiorchiida; Echinostomatidae. The record is from the annotation of a GenBank genome assembly.
AUGGAAUCACCUGAUUUAAACGGUCAACUAAAUGUGGACACGGGCUCUGCUAUUUUUCAAGAAAAGCAAAGUUUCAGGAUAAAAAUCCCAGAAGAUGGAGACAAAAAUUCGACAAACGAAUAUCCCAGUGCUAUUUAUACUUCCCAGCCUGAUCAAGGAGGGCAGAUUCAUAUGAAAUCUUCAUUGUUAACAACGGAUUCUGUAAAAUCGCUAUAUCCAACUCAUUUGACAAGCAGCGAUGUAGAAGUGGGUCGAGGAAUGUUUAUUGAUGGAGAUGCACCAGAUUUUCCGAAUCCUUCGACCUUGUCACAAAUCUAUCGAGAUUCAGGGUAUGAGAACUUGUCCAAACUGGAUGGCAUAAGAAAUAUAGCAAAUGAGGUCAUUUUAGCGUCAAAUUUACUCUCAAAUGCAAUUGCUAAUUUGAGAAAAUAUGUACCAUAUAACUCAGAUGAUUCGUUUCUAUCAGAUACAAAUAUAUGCGGCGGUUUGUACGCUUCACUCGGACAAGAAAAUCCAUUGCAUCCAUUGAAAACUUGCCAAGUAGAACUUACUGAAAACAUAUUAGAAGAUGUGUCCGAAGUUCAUGCGAUCCCGGACCUCUUGAACUCAUUCUUUCAUCUUAGCCCGGAAGUGGUUACCGCAACGGAUCAAGUGACUGAACGGGCGCAAGGGAAUGUGUUGGUUUGCAUCGAGGAUUUGAACCCCGUAGAAAAAGUUUGUUGUAAACAUCGAUUAUCACCAGUACAUGAAUCCACGGAAAGAAUUUCAAAGCCUAAUAUUCAUCUGAGUGCAAAGUCAUAUGAAUACCAAAAUAUGUCAAGCAAGGCUAAGUAUCCCCUAUUUAUUGAUGCUCGGUUUCUAGCAACUAGAACUGUCGACGCCAAUAUGGUCAUCGGAUCUGACAGUCUGAAUAUGACAGAUCUGGUUUCAAGUGUUCCGACUGUGAUCACCAAUACAUUCCGACCGAUUUCAACGGAAGAAACUCAAAUAACGGAAAUAGAAGAGGUACUGACAACGGACGAAAGUGAGUGCACCAGUUCUUCUUUCGAUAAACAGCAACCACCCAAAAGGUCACCCAUUUGUUGUCGCAUAGAUUUGCCUCCAAGAGAUAUUGAAAACCCAAUACGUAGAACCGAUUCAUCAGUGGUCGAUUUUAUACCUCCCUCUCCAUCCAGACAGAUAACUAGGCCCUCAGAAAAGAUAUGCAUGAUGGCUGGCGAUUCGAACGCAUCGCGAUGGACAAAAUCCGAUGCCUACGCUUCUGCCGGGGGAGACUUUGGACAAUUUCAUGAGGUGGUGAUUAGUUGGAAUACUACAGAAAACCAACCCCUGUUUGAGACUUAUGAGAGAACCGGUGCAGGGAAUCAGGUGCCGACAUUUUAUCCAAACAAAACCGGUACAAAUGCACGAAAUGAUUCAAAUAACUAUUCCCAUGAGAUUUGGGAGCAAAGGAACAAUCAUAAUGAGAACUUGCUUGAUCAGAAAUCGCGGGAGGAAGUCAAACUUCACCGAGUAUUAGAUCGUGAUGAGAGUGAACACUCUACAGGCCGUGUGAAACGUCGCAAUACUGAUGAAAACAAUAUUGAUACAGAAUUAUCACCUGUGGUUCAAACCACAUCGGAUAGGCGAUUGGUGGACAGUGACAACAGGGCAUUAGUGACGCACAGCGAUGAUAGCAGGGCGAUGCAUGCAAACAAUGAUCAAGGAUCCAAUGGUCUAAUGGAACAAACCCCACAAUCGCAAGCAGUCGAACCGGAGGCCAGUGCCGUACUAUCUCAUCGGAAUACAUCACUCCCGGUUGCCUUGGGAACUGGAAACAGUUUGCCGUCUCGUUUGAAUCCUACAACAAAUUUGCCGAGUAGGCCACAGCAAAAUGCUAUCCUGCCACGCGGUGGUGGUGACAAUCCCAGGCAAAGACGACGCGGACAAGGAAAUCACUUUGCGGAUACCGUACGCAAUGGUAGAAGACGAGUAGAUGGUGUACAAACACGUGAAUAUCGAUCCCGAAAUACCGCUCCUGCAUCUAUGCCUAUGGAACGGAAUCGAAACCGAUUGUUUAUUAAUGAAUUUAGAAAUUUGGCUGAUGAUACGUACGAUUCUAUCCUGGAACAGAUUCGUGUGCUAUUUGCUCCGCAUGAGGAACUGGGCUCAGGCGGUCGUUGGCGUACUCGAAUUCAUGUGCCUGGACCACAUAGUGGGGAUGUUACAGUCCAAAUUGAUCCGGAGUUCGCGGUGGAUACAAUCGACACGUUAUCACGACGAGCGCAGUCCACGGUGGAAACCAGACGUUUUUCUUCCAGCUCGAACAAUUUAGCCAUAGAGCCUUAA